Molecule: messenger RNA, 765 nt
Organism: Pestalotiopsis fici W106-1
Lineage: Eukaryota; Fungi; Ascomycota; Sordariomycetes; Amphisphaeriales; Sporocadaceae
Exons: 1
Coding region: 1-765 (254 amino acids)
Source: RefSeq, a predicted model, not a curated record
AUGUCGUCCCAUGUAGACGACAGGCUCCGCUCUCCCCAUGACAUGAAUGCUCUUCCCCAAGACCACUCACUGGGCGGGAAUGCAGCAAACGUGGAGGGAUCAUCAACAACAACACCAAAUCAAGGACACAAGCACAGGCCACGCCGGAUGCCCGCCAGAAGACGUCGGGGAUCAUCAUCUCAUGGUAUGAUUCUCGACUUGGCAACAGACUGCGAGGAGCGCGCAGACCCGUCGCAUGAGACGCAAGAUGAGUCCGCCCUAGACCAACCUGGCUUUGCUCCGGCAUCAUUCGAGUACACUGGCCUGGACCCAGACUAUGUGACGGCGUAUCAGCCGACGCCUCCUCACUCGGGCAGAGACGGCGACGACGUGCCCCGAACCUGGCACAUUGAACACGCUGUGGUUGCCAGGCCAGCUCUGCAGUCGCCAGAGCAAAGUGUCAAUAACAACACCCAAGUCGAAAUUCCUAUGAAUACCAGAGUACCGGCCACCCACAGACACGUUCCUCAUGCCCCGGAAGAGUCAAACCCAACGUCUGUGCCCGUGUCGACGACUCCCAUGGGACACGCUUUGGAGAAUAGAGCAUUCUCUGCAUCCCCAACCAGCCCAUAUGCCACAAUGCCAAACUACAUGUCUGCCGACGAUGGGUGGUAUUCUGAACCCGAACCAGCACCCCGGGAGACCGACAAUGAUGCCCCGCAUGUCCAGCUCGAUCACCAUGCAGUCGUGACGAUACGUCUGCGUUUUGAUGAUGACGAGCAAUGA